UUGUAUUUUGUUUAUUAAACCUAAGUUGGUAGCACUGAAAUUCGCGGUCCCGGCUCUGCGGUUUGUGAGAUAUGCGGUGAAAUUAUACAGUAGAACCCAAAAGUGGAAUACGGGUAGUCAUUGGGUGGGAAUAAGAAAAUCGGACGAUAGCUCAAGUCGAGCGGGUUUCGUUACACUUCUUAUGACCACGUUUGCCGGCUGAAGAUAUGUCUGACUCUUCUGACGAAGAAGAAAUAGCAAGUACCUGGGUUUUCUACAGGGACAGAAAUGAAUGGAAGGAUGUUACGCCUGUUCCACAGGACGAUGGACCUCACCCAAUCGUCGCAAUUGCCUAUUCCGAAACAUUCAAAGAUGCAUACGAUUACUUCAGAGCCAUUCUGAAGUCUGGCGAAAAGUCUGAGCGAGCUCUGGGCUUAACGUGCGACUGCAUAACGUUGAAUUCAGCAAAUUAUACGGUAUGGCAGUACAGGAGGGAGAUAUUGAAAGCACUGGACAAGAAUCUUUGGAAUGAACUCAAGUAUAUAGAAACAAUGAUUAGAAGAACUCCAAAAAACUACCAAGUAUGGCAUCAUAGAAGGGUAAUAGUGGAAUGGCUCCAAGAUCCAAGCUUAGACUUAGCUCUGACUGAAAAUGUCCUGAAAAAGGAUGCGAAGAAUUAUCAUGCGUGGCAGCAUCGUCAAUGGAUCAUAAAGACCUUUGAUCUGUUUGAUGGAGAGUUGGAAUAUGUUGAGCAACUUCUGGAUGCCGACGUUAGGAAUAAUUCUGCUUGGAAUCAGCGCUACUUUGUCCUGAAUAACACAACAAAGUUUGAGCCGCAUGUUAUUGAACGAGAGGUUGAUUAUACUCUGAAAAAAAUCGAGCUAGUCAAGGGGAAUGAAAGCGCGUGGAAUUAUCUCAGAGGCAUCUUGCAGCACGAUGCUGAAGGUGGACUCGGGCGAAAUAAAAAAGUUCUUGAGAGUUGCGAAGCAUUGUAUGCAGAAGGCUCGCGGAGCAUUCAUCUGCUAGCCUGCAUGAUAGACAUUUGCCAGGAAAGACACGGCGCUGACAUAGAACCAGAAUCACCAUUCACUAUUGAACGUGCACUUGCACUGUGCAAAGAAUUGGCGGAAAAAUACGACAUAAUAAGAAGAAGAUACUGGGAGUAUGUGAGUCACCAACUGCAAAAAAUGUCCAACAGCGCUUCGUAGCACCGGCAACGCGUUUUAUGUAUGUGAAAUUCCUUACUUAUGAAUCAGGAAUCUGUGUGAUCUAGUACUGAUUCAGAACAAAGAUCAAUUAUUUACAGUGUCACAUGAAUUCGCACAUUUGAUAUCGCAGUACGACGGCGCUGCUGUGACGACGUAAUUUAAACUGCAAUCAGUUCAAUACGUCACCUUAUUGAUGGUGAAAUUAUUGCGCUUGAUUAUUUAACAAACAAGUUGAAGUUCACCGCGAAAUUUCGUAUUCUGUUCAUUAGAAUUUCUUGCCUGGGUUGACGGUAAUUCCGACGAGUUAGUGCAGCGCCGUUAUUAAUGACUGAGAAAUCUUUCCGACGUUUAUUCAAAUUUUUGAAAUCAAUCCACAUUUUAUGUAUGUACAUAAAUAAACUAGAUAUUUAAUGAA
This is a messenger RNA of Diprion similis, 1602 nucleotides long. RefSeq names its product protein farnesyltransferase/geranylgeranyltransferase type-1 subunit alpha (gene Fnta). Gene Ontology annotation, molecular function: protein farnesyltransferase activity; CAAX-protein geranylgeranyltransferase activity. Gene Ontology annotation, biological process: protein geranylgeranylation; protein farnesylation. The coding region runs from base 207 to 1187 and encodes 326 amino acids. Gene Ontology annotation, cellular component: CAAX-protein geranylgeranyltransferase complex; cytoplasm; protein farnesyltransferase complex. The transcript is spliced from 5 exons. The record is from RefSeq and is a predicted model, not a curated record. NCBI's taxonomy places the organism in Eukaryota, Metazoa, Arthropoda, Insecta, Hymenoptera, Diprionidae.